AUGAUUCUUCGCUUCAGAUCCAAAGAUGGCAUGUUCAGAAUCUCUGUCACUGACUCAGAUCUUUUCCUUUCGGCGCUCGAGCAGGUGUUGACCAAGGUCUCUGUGGCAGACCCUACUCAACUUCAUGUCAGUGAUUCACAAGGCCAAAAAGGCACCUUAGCUGCCGAAUUUGCAGGCAAAACCGUUGCUGACUUAAACCUCAAGAAUGGAGAUAUUCUCUACUUGACUUAUGAACUGAAUAACUCUGAGGUUGCUGCUUCAGAGCCUAGAAUGGCCCAAUCAGUCAAUGGAAACGUAAGCGUGGACAUCGGCAGCGAUGUGGCGCUGAUUGUGCCGUCUAAACCAUCACAGAUUGUUCAAUUGUCUGUGGAUGAUGAGCUAGACAAGCAGGACGGGCUUAUCCCGCGACCAAAGUCCCAUUUCUGUCGCCAUGGAGACAAAGGCAUGUGUGAAUACUGUUCGCCGUUGCCGCCUUGGGACAAGGAGUACUUGAAGGAGAACGGAAUCAAGCAUAAGUCGUUUCAUGCACAUUUGAAGGAGCUCAACGAGAACAAAAAUAACAAGAAUAAGGCAUCGUCAUACAUAGCUCCUUUGGAGCAACCAAAUUACUCCAUCAACUUGAAUUGUGGAGGUGGCCAUGCUCCAUUCCCCAAGGGAAUCUGCUCCAAAUGCCAACCAGCACCUAUCACGCUUAGUCAACAGGAUUUCCGGAUGGUGGACCAUGUGGAGUUCGCAGACCACCUGUUGCUUAACAAUUUCAUUGAAACAUGGAGACAGUCGGGAGUUCAGCGGUACGGCGUGCUCUACGGCCGCUACGAGGCAUUCGACAAGGUACCACUCGGCAUUAAGGCUGUGGUGGAGGCCAUCUACGAACCACCACAGGCCGGUGAACUGGACGGAAUUACCUUGUUGAACUGGGAAAAUGAACAGGAAGUGAACGAGGUGGCCAAUGCCUUAGGGCUCUCGGCCGUAGGUGUUGUAUUCACAGAUUUGACAGACUCGGGUGCUCGUGAUGGCUCUGUGCUCUGCAAAAGACACAAGGACUCGUAUUUUUUGUCAUGUCUUGAGGUGCUCAUGGCUGCCCGAAACCAGAAUGCUCAUCCAAACGUUUCCAAAUACGCCGACUCAAGCAAGUACUCAUCCAAAUUCGUUACUUGUGUGGUUACAGGCAACUUGAAGGGCGAAAUUGAACCUCGUGCUUAUCAGGUUUCUGCCAGUGCCGAGGCAUUGGUGACUGCUGACGAUAUUGGUGCAUCUACACAUCCCAAUUUACUCUACAUCAACGAGACCAGUGGCAAACGAUACGUGCCGGAUAUUUUCUACUCGAAGAUCAAUGAGUACGGACUUGAGGUGAAAACAAACGCCAAGCCAGCGUUCCCAGUCGACUACUUGUUGGUAACAUUACUGGACUCGUUCCCGUUGGACCCUACACCUGAGUUUACUCUGCAGUUCCCGAUCGAGAACAGAGACUUCCUUGGCGAUUUGCAGGACUUGAAGGCGGUGAGUAGACAAUUACAACUGGGUGCAAGCGAUGGAUCUCAGCUUUGUGAUUUCCAUUUCUUGAUCUACCUCCAUAGAAUGGGUGUGUUGAGCAAAGACGAGUAUGGCUUGAUUGCUCGUUAUGUGAAGGACAGAAAGUACGAGGACUACUUGCAUUUAGUGGAGUCGAGUGGAUGGAUGACGCUUCUUACAAUUUUGGAGCAAAGUCUCUAA
Messenger RNA from Sungouiella intermedia, 1713 nucleotides. Lineage: Eukaryota; Fungi; Ascomycota; Pichiomycetes; Serinales; Metschnikowiaceae. The record is from the annotation of a GenBank genome assembly.